AUGGACCCAUACGUGAUUCAGUUGCACGACCAUGGCAACCUCCCCUCAGUGCUGGAUGUGCAUGUCAACAUCCCUGGGAGAAGCUCUGUGCCGGGAAAAAUGAAAGGCAGGAAGGCCAGAUGGUCCGUGAAGCCCUCGGACAUGUCCAACAAAACUUUCAAUCCCAUCCGGGCCAUUGUGGACAGCAUGAAGGUGAAGCCGAAUCCAAACAAGACCAUGAUUGCUCUGUCAAUUGGGGACCCUACUGUGUUUGGAAACCUGCCUACAGAUCCUGAAGUUACCCAAGCAAUAAAAGAUGCCCUUGACUCGGGGAAGUAUAACGGCUAUGCCCCCUCCACUGGCUACUUAUCGAGUCGUGAGGAGGUUGCUUCUUAUUACCACUGUCCCGAGGCACCCCUGGAAGCUAAGGAUGUCAUUCUAACAAGUGGCUGCAGUCAGGCUAUUGAACUUUGUUUAGCUGUGCUGGCCAACCCAGGGCAAAACAUCCUAGUUCCCAGACCUGGCUUCUCUCUCUACAGGACUCUGGCGGAAUCUAUGGGAAUCGAGGUCAAACCCUACAAUUUAUUGCCAGAGAAGUUUUGGGAAAUUGACCUGAAACAACUGGAAUCUCUGAUUGAUGAAAAGACAGCUUGUCUCGUUGUCAAUAAUCCAUCAAACCCUUGUGGGUCAGUGUUCAGUAGAAGUCAUCUCCAGAAAAUUUUGGCAGUGGCUGCAAGGCAGUGUGUCCCCAUCUUAGCUGAUGAGAUCUAUGGAGACAUGGUGUUUUCAGAUUCCAAAUUUGAACCUCUAGCCACCCUCAGCAGCAACGUCCCCAUCCUGUCCUGUGGAGGGCUGGCCAAGCGCUGGCUGGUUCCCGGCUGGAGGAUGGGCUGGAUUCUCAUCCAUGACCGAAGAGAUAUUUUUGGCAAUGAGAUCCGAGAUGGGCUGGUGAAGCUGAGCCAGCGGAUCCUGGGACCCUGCACCCUUGUCCAGGGAGCUCUGAAAAGCAUCCUGCAUCGCACCCCUCAAGAGUUCUACCACAACACUCUAAGCUUCCUCAAGUCCAAUGCGGAUCUCUGCUAUGGGGCAUUGGCUGCCAUCCCUGGACUCCGGCCCAUCCGCCCUUCUGGGGCCAUGUACCUCAUGGUUGGAAUUGAGAUGGAACAUUUCCCAGAAUUUGAGAAUGAUGUGGAAUUCACUGAGCAGUUAGUUGCUGAGCAAUCCGUCCACUGCCUCCCGGCAACAUGCUUCGAGUACCCAAAUUUCUUCCGAGUGGUAAUCACAAUCCCUGAAGUGAUGAUGCUGGAGGCCUGUAGCCGGAUCCAGGAGUUCUGUGACCAGCACUACCAUUGUGCUGAAGGGAGCCCGGAGGAAUGUGACAAAUAG
Messenger RNA from Globicephala melas (long-finned pilot whale), 1365 nucleotides. It is a transcript of the gene TAT, whose product is annotated as tyrosine aminotransferase. Gene Ontology annotation, biological process: L-tyrosine catabolic process; biosynthetic process; L-phenylalanine catabolic process. The record is from RefSeq and is a predicted model, not a curated record. Lineage: Eukaryota; Metazoa; Chordata; Mammalia; Artiodactyla; Delphinidae. Gene Ontology annotation, molecular function: pyridoxal phosphate binding; L-tyrosine:2-oxoglutarate transaminase activity.